Carya illinoinensis is the source of this 1804-nucleotide messenger RNA. RefSeq names its product B3 domain-containing protein REM19-like. The transcript has 5 exons. Bases 856 to 1524 code for a protein of 222 amino acids. NCBI's taxonomy places the organism in Eukaryota, Viridiplantae, Streptophyta, Magnoliopsida, Fagales, Juglandaceae. Gene Ontology annotation, molecular function: DNA binding. The record is from RefSeq and is a predicted model, not a curated record.
AGCUCCAGAAGUUGUGGACUUUUAUUCGAGCUCGUGCUUUUAUGUGCAAUGCAGUUGAACUCGAAAGUUGACUUGCUGGGCUGACUCUGCUCGAUUACGUCCUAAAUAUUUAUGCGGAUUCGGUUCCGACUCAUUUCCGCGUUCAGAGCCGAAACCAGAAUGGCGAUAUCUCGCAGAUGGAGACGAUAGCCCUGAGUUCUUCAAAGUCUUCCCUCCCCUUUACCAGUGCUCACCAAAUAGUACUGCCUCUCUCUCUCUCUCUCUCUCUCUCUCUCUCUCUCUCUCUGUUCUUGAACAGACAAUGGUUGAUAGGUAUGAAGGGUUUUUAUUUGCUUUGCAUGCGAAGAUUAUACAUUUGUGGAGUACAAGCACUCAAGUUCAUGCCCUAUCUAAAAGCUUCUGCUUCUUUUUACUCUUUGUAACUACUCGAAAUUCAACCAUGACUUCUCAAGGCCGGAGAGACUGUGACAGUUCAGCAAGUACACUGAAAGCCCCACAUUUCUUCAAGAUAAUUCUCUCUCGUUGUCUUCAAGACAGGAAACUUAUGAUUCCAAGAAGAUUUAUAAGGAGAUAUGGAGAAGGCCUGUCAAAUCUAGCUUUUCUUAAGCUUCCAAAUGGUGCAGAGUGGAAACUUGAAUUGACGAAAUGUGAUGGAAAGUUUGGUUACAGAAGGGUUGGCAAGAAUUCAUAGAGUAUUAUUCUCUUAAGCUGGGGCACUUGCUGGUUUUUCGAUAUGAAGGAAACUCGCACUUUUAUAUACUUGUAUUUGAUAAGAGUGCAACAGAGAUAGAUUAUCCUUCAAGUAGCUCCCUUGGCAAGGGGGAAAAUCUUCAUGGAGAAUUGUUAGUUUCUCGGAUGGAACAAACUGGUAGUGAUAGUCAUGCUCAAAUAUUGGAUGACUUUCCAACGCUCCCAAAAACAAGGAAGAAAUCACCAUUACCAAGUUCUCGGCCUCACAAGAUGAUGAGAACCAAUCUAAGUGCUAAAACUGCAAGUACUUCCAAUCUGUCAAGGUUGGUUCCUCACUAUCAAUCUAAAGAUGCAAAGGUGAAGAAGUUAAAAGCGCAAGCAAAUUUGUAUCCUACCAAACAGGAGCUUGAUGGUGCUAAACUGGUUCCUACUACCAAGCGAUGCCCAAAAUCAAAGACUCUUAGAAUGACUCGAAUGUUGAAUGUGGAUGAGAAAGCUAGAGCUCUUCAGAGGGCAAGUGGCUUUAAAACUGAAAGUCCUUGUUUUAAGGUUGUCCUGCAGCCAUCAUAUAUAUGUCGUGGGUGUAAGAUGACUGUACUGGGUAGGUUUCUCGGCAUCAAACAAAGUGGGCAGAUGGUAAUGCUUCUGGUUGGGGGUAAAUCCUGGCUGGUGAAGUUUCGCAGUUAUCCACAUUCAUCAUCCGUUGCCUUUACUCGUGGUUGGUCUACCUUUGUUAAGGAUAAUAGUCUGCAAGUAGGAGAUGUUUGUGCCUUUGAGCUGAUUAAGAGUGAUGAUGCUAUGCUGAAAGUCUCCAUUUUCAGAAACCUUAGUUAAGUGGUUGCUCCAGAUGCGUCGUAAUUAUAAUUUUAGGAGCUUGUUUGUUUCAUAGUAGUUAUUUUCAGAUCUCCUUUUCUGCUCUGGUGGAGAUAGUGAUCUUUUGGUUUGUUUAAGGGCACAUGGCCAUCCCCAUUGGGACUUCUUUUCUUUUAUUAGUUAAUACUAUACUUGGUUGAACUGCUUUUCCAUAUUGUUUUUCCUCAAGGUAAAAUGGCUAGCCUUUGGAGUUUGAUUGCAGUUAUUAAAUAAAGGGGAAAAGAAAGAGUAAAAAGAGUCA